AUGGUUUCUUUCAACAUUCUCAGAGCCUUGACUUGUUUUAACUCGGCACAGAGAAUCUUACACCCUUCAACUCCCUCCCAACCAGUCACACUAAAGCUGACCGGCGAUCCUUGCAUUCAAGUCGAUGGAGUAUGGCAAAUCACCGAAGACUGCAUCGAUCCUCUCUACUCCCGGCCUGUAAUCGAUAGCGAGACUCAUGUGACAUUGACGAUCCCUCAUCUUCGGGUGUCAGGACAUUUCGAAGGAACUUUCGUUGACUUCAACAUCUACCUCCCUAAGAAUGGCUGGAAGGGACGCUUCUUCCAACUCGUCUAUCCACUACAGAACUCGAGUGCGUCCGAUCGGGAGAUAGGCUUUGGAGCAGAGAGCGGAGGAUAUACCGUUCGUGCAUCUGGUCUACCAACCUAUCGCGGUGAUGCGGCUGCAGCUAAAUUUGGCAUGAUGAUUGCACGCGAGCAUUACAAGCCCAAGAAUAACAAGAUCCACGGGUAUGUCUAUGGAGGUAGCGGUGGAUCUCUUAUCACUGUUGGAGCAAUGGAAAAUACAAUUGGUAUAUGGUCUGGUGCUGUGACACUUGUCCAAGCUGUACCAGUUUCCAUCAACAACUGGUCUGUUCGUGCUCUUGCAGGUCUCGUUCUUCAGACUAAGAGCGCCGAGAUCGAGGAAGUGCUUAGGCGUGGUGGUAGUGGGGACGUCUACUCAACCUUCAGUCACACUGAAAGAAAGGUCUUUGAAGAGGCCACGGCCCUUGGUGUCCCUAUCAAAGGAUGGGAGACAUUCUACGAAACUGGGGCGUCUGAGUCACUUUGGGAGUCCAUAAGAAGUGUGUCCGGCUCGGCUGUGAUGAGAAUGGAUCCGACCUAUGUGGAAGACUUUUGGAAUAAGCCGGGAUACUUGGGCACUGAAAAGUCUAAGCUUGGUGAUAUGUUUCGCGAGGAGAUGCUUGAUUACGAAACCUUGAUCACUUCUAUCAAGUAUGACGUCAACAACGUUCCUGUCGAGCUGACCUUCGGCGAGGCACCAAAAUCAACGAGAACAUACUGGUUGGACAUCAUCAUCAUGUCCAAAGAUGGCGAGGAAAUUGGUAAGAUCACAGCUAAGGGUCAGGACAACCGUGAUAACAAUACUGUCACCCUUCACCCAAAUAAUGACACCGCAGCCCUCUCCCUUCUGCAAAAAGGGACUCAAGUCCACAUAAGCAACCGAAUGUUCCUCGCCAUGCACGCACUCCAUCGUUACUCGGUACCCAAACGCGCAGGCUUCUACGGCUAUGACUAUCUCCGUGAUUCCAUGAGAACUCCCAUCUAUCCUCAGCGCUCAGCGCUUGUUGCGGAGCAAAUUGCAAGAUCUGGUAGUGGCGGCGCUACGUUUUCGGGCAAGUUCAACGGCAAGAUGAUCGCCAUGGAUAAUCUGAUGGACGUUGACGCGCUCCCUUGGCAUGCAGAUUGGUACAAGAACCAGGUCAAAAAGGCAUAUGGAGAUGAAUUCGACAAUAAGUUUCGUCUUCAUUACACUGAGAAUGCGGAUCAUCAAAUGGGUCUUGUUGUAGAUUCCAAGAGCUCCAGAAUUGUGGACUUUACAGGCAUGUAUGAGCAGCAUCUGCGAGAUUUGAGUGUUUGGUGCGAGACAGGGACAUAUCCUAGCACUUCAACAAAUUACACCAUAAGCAAUUCCCAGGUACGAUUACCUGCUAUGGCAUUGGAGAGGAAGGGAAUCCAGCCUGUUGUGAGCCUAAGCGUCAACGGUAGCAAACAAGUCGAAGUCAAGACAGGCACUACAGUUACCUUCAGGGUACAUGCCGAGGUUCCUCCGGGUGCAGGAAAAAUUACUUCAUUGCAAUGCGAUUUUGAAGGAACAGGGAAUUUUGUCAAGAAGAGUUUUAGAGAGGUUAGGCAAUCUGCUGGGACUAUGGUUUCAUAUACCUACUAUCGACAGGGGACUUUUUUUCCUGCUGUUAGGGCUGCUUCCCAAAAGAAGGGCAACAUAGAUUCGCCAUAUGGUUUGGCCUUGAAUCUUGGGCGGAUGAAGGUUGUCGUCGUUUAG
Fusarium fujikuroi IMI 58289 is the source of this 2043-nucleotide messenger RNA. RefSeq lists its product as uncharacterized. Lineage: Eukaryota; Fungi; Ascomycota; Sordariomycetes; Hypocreales; Nectriaceae. The transcript is spliced from 2 exons. The record is from RefSeq and is a predicted model, not a curated record. The coding region runs from base 1 to 2043 and encodes 680 amino acids.